AGACAACGCUAUAUACUGUCGCACUGGUAUCACGGACCAAUUGCCGUACGGUGACAAGUACUGGCAUCAGCUAGCAGGAAAUUUCAAAUACGUUUCAUGUGGGGAUUAUGGCUGCUGGGCGAUAAAACCAGACAAUUCGAUCGCUUUUCGCACUGGAGUGACAUUCAGCUACCCUCAGGGAACAAGUUGGUUUGAUGUUGAUGGCAGUUUCGUGCAGCUCGAGGCUAGCUACCAAGGCAGGGUGUAUGCUGUAACUUCGGCAAAUGUGCUCUAUUACAGAUUUGGUAUAUGUUCCCUUCACCCGACUGGUUCAACAUGGAAACAGGUCGAAGAUCUGCAGGUUAAACAUGUAACCGUUGGCGACAACAGUCUGUUUGUAAUUGCUACAAAUGGAACGAUAUUUACAUCUACUUAA
Paramuricea clavata is the source of this 415-nucleotide messenger RNA. NCBI's taxonomy places the organism in Eukaryota, Metazoa, Cnidaria, Anthozoa, Malacalcyonacea, Plexauridae. The record is from the annotation of a GenBank genome assembly.